Molecule: messenger RNA, 1189 nt
Organism: Stegodyphus dumicola
Lineage: Eukaryota; Metazoa; Arthropoda; Arachnida; Araneae; Eresidae
Product: WD repeat-containing protein 27-like
Molecular function (GO): protein binding
Source: RefSeq, a predicted model, not a curated record
GCUAUUUGUUACAAAGAACAUAUGUGCCGUUCCCUGCCUUGUGGAGCUGCGUUUUCGGCAUGCGGGAAGUACAUUGCUUCUGGAAGCGAGGAUAAAUCGGUGUUUGUUUAUGAUUUGAGACAAAUUACUCACGCAUAUAGAUUAAAUGACCAUCAGAUGGAUAUUGUCACUAGUGUAGCAUUCGUACCAAAAAAUUCUCAAAUCAAACAUCCUGGGAGACAAUCGUUCCCUGGAGACGCAAUGAAACCAAAUUCAUGAGAAUACUGCCGACACUUUUUUUUUUUUUUUUUUUUUUUGGCAAGCGACAUGGCUGAUGAAUAGUUGAGUAUAUAUAAUAGUUUUAAAAAUUUAAUAAUGAAAACACAAAUUAAUAAUAUCUAUGCAAAGAACAAUUUACAAAUAUGUUUGUGCAGAUUAUUUAACAGUGAAAUAAUUUGAAACGUCUUACUAUACUAUACGCCGAGAAGACUACAGACAACUAAUAUUAGAAGGGAACCCUUAAACAGGCCGUUUUAAUUGUGCGUUGAAGGGAAUUUCCCCAGUCCUGCCAAGCAACCGAAAAUAAUUCAGCUUCAAAAAAAAAUUUGAAAAACAUCGCCCAGAGAAAAAUGAAACUGCUUCUGAUUGGUUCCAUGUGGAGGACCCAUGUUCUGUUUAAGGUCCUGUGGUUUUCCCAGUCCUGCCUAUUGUUGGUACACAAAAUCCAACAGCGGCAUUCGACACAUACAUAAAAGCAUCAUAACAUUCGACUUAGUUGCGUGGAUCCCUCCGCUCUAUGCAAAUCCGUAUUUAUACAUAUUAAAACGAUUAUUAUUAUGUAAUAAUUACGUUCCUAAAAAUUAAAACAAAAAAUUUUAUCAUUGACCCCAGUAAACCCCUGGGAACAAUAUAGACCCAUUUUACUCUUCCAUCGACCUCCAAGGGUUCCAUUCCACUUGGACCUCGUUGAGAAUCUCUGAUCUGAAAAGUCUUAUUAUGUAAAUUACUUUUCCUUUCAUAUUAGUUUGUGGAUUUUUAUUAUUUUUUAAUUAAUAUAUAUAUAUUGAUAUUUCUUUCAGAUUUUAACAUCAUCAUUAAAUGGGAUAAUUAACUUAUACGGAAGAAAAGAUAAGCAGUAAAUUAUGUAACAGAUUUAUGAAACUGUAUUAUAUUAUUUUUUUCAUAAUAAAAGACUAAAAAGGAACUAUGA